Messenger RNA from Vespa mandarinia (Asian giant hornet), 3246 nucleotides. RefSeq names its product methionyl-tRNA synthetase 1 (gene MetRS). Gene Ontology annotation, molecular function: methionine-tRNA ligase activity; ATP binding. The record is from RefSeq and is a predicted model, not a curated record. Lineage: Eukaryota; Metazoa; Arthropoda; Insecta; Hymenoptera; Vespidae. Gene Ontology annotation, biological process: methionyl-tRNA aminoacylation. Gene Ontology annotation, cellular component: aminoacyl-tRNA synthetase multienzyme complex; cytosol.
CUGGAUUUACCGCGGUCACAUUUCCAGGUUGUUGUUCGUACGCAUGAGUAGUGUGCGUUAAACAUAUUUUCUAUUUAUUGCGAUUAUUUAUUAAUUUAUUAAUAACCAUGAUAGUGUUAACGAAUGAGGGCAAUCCAAAUGCGUUAAAAUUCAUUAUCGCAGCUAAAUUGGUCCAGGAAAAUGUAACCGUGAAGAUAAUAUUACCGAAUGAAACGCCUUUAGGUCGGCUUCCUGUUCUUGAAUUGCCAACUGGAUCAAAAAUAUUUAGUACAAGUGCAGGAAUGCAGCUUUUAGCAGCUCCCUCAGAAGAAUAUGAAAUAAUGACUAAUAAGUGGCUAGAAUGGGAUGCUUCUGUGUUACAGCCUGCAAUAACAUAUUAUGGAACUGCAGGAUCAUAUAAAAUAGAUCUCCAAGAUUACUUAUUUGGUCUAUUAUAUGAAGUAGAUGAUGCAUUAAAAGAAAAAAUGUACUUAAUUAAGGAUAAAAAUGAUAUAUCGUUAGCAGACGCAUCUAUUUGGGUAUCCAUAUGGUCUACUAUAAUAGUUACCAAUAUUGGAAACAGAAUACUUAAAGAAUAUUCAUAUCUUAGUGAUUGGUUGAAAAAUAUAGAAUUACUGCCAAUUAUUCAGGACUCUUUGAAAGUAUUUCCAUUGAAAAGAGGUUUAAAUGCAAUUGCCAGUAUUCAAGCAGCAUCUUGGUUUCCAAUUAAUUCAACAAGAACCUCAGUAAUUGGACUUAAUUCAAUUAAAGAUAAAGAAGCUGAAGUAGUUAGCCAAGAAGAAAUGGAUAAAGCAAUGAUUAAUUGGAAUUCAUGUAAUUGUCCAAAUGUGAAAGAGACAUCGUAUCCUGUUCUACCAAAAAAAGGAGAAAGGAACAUCUUAAUUACAUCGGCGCUCCCUUAUGUAAAUAAUGUACCUCAUUUAGGCAAUAUUGUUGGUUGUGUUCUUUCUGCAGAUAUAUUUGCUAGGUAUUGUCGACAAAGAAAUUAUAAUACAUUAUAUAUUAGUGGUACUGACGAAUAUGGCACUGCUACUGAGGCCAAAGCAUUAGAAGAAAAAAUAACACCUCAAGAAAUAUGUGACAAGUUCUUUAGUAUCCAUAAUGAUAUUUAUCGUUGGUUUGGUAUUGGAUUUGAUUAUUUUGGACGUACUACGACAACUGAACAAACCGAAAUUGUGCAGUCCUUUUUCUUAAAAAUAAAAUCUCAAGGAUAUGUAUUGACAGACACAGUUGAUCAACUUCUUUGUGAAUCCUGUGAUCGAUUUUUAGCUGAUAGAUUUGUGGAAGGAAUUUGUCCUAGAUGUAAAUAUGAAGAUGCUCGUGGUGAUCAAUGCGAUGGUUGUGGUCAUUUAGUAAAUUCAACUGAGUUGAUAAAUCCUCGAUGUAAGAUGUGUAGCAAUAGACCUAUCAUUAAGAAAUCAAAACAAUUCUUUUUAGAUUUGCCUAAAUUGGAAGAAAGAUUAAAGGUAUGGUCUGCAAAAGUAGAAAAAGGAUGGUCGACCGUAGCUCGAGGAGUCACAAAGCCUUGGUUACGUGAUGGCCUUAAGCCACGUUGUAUAACUCGGGAUUUAAAAUGGGGUAUACCUGUACCAGUGGAGGGAUUUGAAAACAAAGUUUUUUAUGUUUGGUUCGAUGCUCCUUUUGGCUAUAUCAGUAUUACAAAAAGAUAUACCAAAGAGUAUGAACAAUGGUGGAAACCUAAUGGCGUUGAUAUUAGUUUGUGUCAAUUUAUGGCGAAAGAUAAUGUACCAUUUCAUACUAUAAUGUUCCCUGCCUAUUUAUUAGCAACUAAUGAAGACUAUACACUGUUAAAACAUUUGAUGGCUAUAGAAUACCUGAAUUAUGAGGAUACUAAAUUCUCGAAGUCCAGAGGUAUCGGAGUAUUUGGAACUGAUGCUAGAGAAACAGGCAUUCCAGCGGAUGUUUGGAGAUUUUAUCUCGCGUACAUUAGACCCGAAAAUCAAGAUUCGAAUUUUAAUUGGGCAGAUUUAGCAUCAAAAAAUAACAACGAGUUAUUAAAUAAUCUUGGAAACUUUAUUAAUAGGGCUCUUGUAUUUACGGAAAAGUUCUUUGAUUCUAAAAUACCACCGAUGGAACCCGAGGAAGAUGAUUUGACAUUACUGGCAUUGGCUCAACGUGAAUUGACGUCCUACAUAAAUGCACUUGAACAAGCUAAAUUAAGAGAUGGUAUAAAAUAUGUAUUAGCAAUUUCGAAGCAUGGCAAUCAGUAUAUGCAAUUGCAACAACCAUGGGUUAAAGUAAAGAGUGUAGAUGAUAAUGAUAAGAAGAAAGCUGGGACAAUAAUUGGAAUUUGUUGUAAUUUAACGUGUCUUUUAUCAGCUCUAUUAGCACCUUAUAUGCCUAAUACUUCUCGCGAAAUAAGAGGACAAUUAGGGUUGGACAAAACACAAUAUGGAUAUAUUCCAGAUGUCAUUAUGAAUAUGUUAUCUCCUGGACAUAAAAUUGGUAAAGUAUCACCACUCUUCACAAAGAUAGAAGAUCAAUUGAUUGAAGAAUUAAGGGAAAAAUAUGCCGGAAAACAAGAACCUAAUGGUGCUCAAUCGAAAACGAAUAAUGUCACUGAAAGUGUAGAAUCUUCAAAAGCUACUGCAGCCCAACGGGGUCAACUAGUCAAAGAGUUAGUAUAUAAUCAUGAUAAAAGUGUUCGACAGUCUCAUGUGGACAUUCUUAGUAGACUGCAAAAUAAACUAGCUGAUCGGAAACAAAAUACAGAUAAAUGUGAUAAUGCUCAAUCUGCCAAAAAUAAAAAAGUCGAACCAUUACACACUCUCGAGCAAAAUGGAGAUACUAGUACAGAUAUAACAUCUUUGGAAGCAGCUAUUGCAAAACAAGGCGAUCUAGUACGUAAACUAAAAGCACAAGAAGAAAAGAGCGUGUGGCAACCACAGGUAGACAUUUUAUUAAAAUUAAAAAAUCAAUUAGCCAGUCUGACUGGUGCAAAAAUUCCAGAUAAAAAGUCAAAGAAAAAAAAGUAAUUAAAAUCGCAAUAUAAAAUGUCUUUAUACUAAUUGAUAAAACUUGACUUCAAUUUUCUCUUAUCAUCUGAGCAUAAUUAUAAAGGUAUUAAAUAUUUUAUAUUUGCUUUUUAUGUUUUUUUUUUAAAUAUAACCAUUUCUACGAUAAAGAAUCUAUUAAAUCGUAUUUAUAUGAAAGGAUAUAUUAAAUAUCUUGCAUCAUUAAAAAAAUUGUCUAAUAUUAUCAUUGUAAUAUAAUAUUAAAGAAUGG